Messenger RNA from Nanorana parkeri, 900 nucleotides. RefSeq names its product cytochrome b5. The transcript has 5 exons. Gene Ontology annotation, cellular component: intracellular membrane-bounded organelle; mitochondrial outer membrane. Lineage: Eukaryota; Metazoa; Chordata; Amphibia; Anura; Dicroglossidae. Gene Ontology annotation, molecular function: heme binding. The record is from RefSeq and is a predicted model, not a curated record. The coding region runs from base 87 to 491 and encodes 134 amino acids.
AAGUCAGUGCUGGCAGGAAGGAGUGUGCAGAGCUUAGUGGUGGAGGAAUCAGCAGCAGUGCUGUGAGCCCAGAUAUCAGCAAUAUCAUGGCUGACCAGGACAAGAAACAAGUCAAGUAUUACACUCUGGAAGAGAUACAGAAAAAUAAUCAUAGCAAGAGCACCUGGAUCAUCCUCCACCACAAAGUCUAUGAUGUCACAAAGUUCUUGGAGGAGCAUCCAGGUGGAGAGGAGGUGCUACGAGAACAAGCUGGAGGAGAUGCAACAGAGACCUUUGAAGACAUCGGUCAUUCCACAGAUGCCAGAAAUAUGUCAAAAGACUUUAUCAUAGGAGAACUUCAUCCAGAUGACCGAUCCAAAAUCCAAAAGCCAACAGAAACCUUUAUUACCACUACUGAAUCAGAUUCCAGUUGGUGGAGUAACUGGAUAAUCCCUGGCAUAUCAGCUGCUAUUGUUGCCUUAAUGUAUCGUUUCUACAUGUCAGAAGACUAAGACAUUCAACAAGGAUGGUAGAAGAAAUUCUAUUCCAGACCAGGAAAUAAGUUCAUCACCUUACGAUGGCAAAAUCAGAUGUAGUGUAUGAACUGUGCCAACCAAGUCCUUCUCCGGCUGUUUCUUAUUGCAUCUUAUUGGAUCCUUUAUGUUAACUUGCAGUCCAUUUUAAACUUUGUAAUAAAAAAUAUUAGUAUGCCUAAAGCAGAUACCACAAGAUGCAUUUUUUUUUACAUUUAUAUGCCAGAAAACUGUUUUUCUCUGUGUCUCCAUUUGAUUUUUAGUUUUACUUUGUUAGUUGGGUCUGACUUUUCCUGAUUUUCAUGGCUAAGCUCUAACUGGCAGUCUCAUCGUAUAGUGGAAUGGUGGUACAUCUUACAGAUGAAUUCAUGGAAAGUCCAGCCCCAAU